Messenger RNA from Lactuca virosa, 3373 nucleotides. The record is from the annotation of a GenBank genome assembly. Lineage: Eukaryota; Viridiplantae; Streptophyta; Magnoliopsida; Asterales; Asteraceae.
AUGGAACCCAAAUCGGGUAGAGGCUUUGUGGCUCUCUCUUUCUCUCUCAUCCUCUUCGCUUCUCCAUCUACUCUCCCUCUUUCGUUGAUCCAUCGGCCUACUGCAACCAUGAGUGAUGAAGGAGAAAAGACUUGCCCACUUUGUGCUGAAGAGAUGGAUUUGACAGAUCAGCAGCUGAGGCCUUGCAAAUGUGGCUAUGAUAUUUGUGUUUGGUGUUGGCACCACAUUAUGGAUAUGGCUGAGAAGGAUGAUACAGAAGGGAGGUGCCCAGCAUGUCGCACCCCUUAUAACAAGGAAAAAAUAGUUGGGACAGCAUCAAAGUGUGAAAGAUUGGUAUCUGAAAUGAGUGUGGAAAAGAAACAAAAGUCACUGAAGGGAAAAACCAAAACUUCUGAAGGUAGAAAGCAGCUUAGUAGUGUGAGGGUUAUUCAAAGGAACCUUGUCUACAUUGUGGGACUACCUCUUAAUUUAGCAGAUGAAGAUCUUCUGCAGCGAAAAGAAUAUUUUGGUCAGUAUGGGAAGGUGCUGAAGGUUUCUAUAUCUCGAACAGCAGCUGGUUCCAUUCAACAUUUUGCAAACAAUACUUGUAGUGUAUAUAUUACUUACUCAAAGGAGGAUGAAGCUGUUCGAAGCAUACAAUCAGUACAUGGGUUUGUUUUGGAGGGUAGACCUUUGAGAGCCUGUUUUGGGACCACAAAGUAUUGUCAUGCAUGGCUUAGAAACAUGCCUUGCACCAAUCCUGAUUGCUUGUAUUUGCAUGAGUUUGGAUCACAAGAGGAUAGCUUCACUAAAGAUGAAAUAAUAUCAGAAUAUACAAGGGGUAGAGUUCAGCAAGUUACUGGUAUUACAAAUGAUAUACAAAGGCGAUCAGGGAAUUUUUUACCACCUGCAGCAGAUGAUUACUCUAAUAACACCACUUCUUCAUGGGCGAAACCUAUUAGUAAAACUCCUACAAAUGAUACAACCAACAGCAUGAAAGUUUCCCCACCAAAUAGCAGUUCUGGGAGAUCUGUAGCUCUUCCUGCAGCAGCCUCAUGGGGAACACAUGCUUCAAAUAGCCAACCUCUUGCUGCAAAUGCAGUGAGUUCUAAUGGAACUUUAAAGCAAAAGGUGGACACCUGUACUACUACUACUACUACUACUACUACUACUACGCUGUCAUUUUCAACAGCAGUAGUGAGCCCCUCAUCACAUUCCAAUGGGAUACUAAAGAAUCACAGUGAAGAAACUGCACCAAAUGAUAAAAACGAUUCAAUGCAAUCUUCCGAAACUGCCCCUGACAAGGACAAGGAUGUUGUUUCUGAUGAAGGAGGAAUCCAGAAGUUAUCAUCACUCAGCAUUGGUAGGAAUCAUGAAUUAGGAUUACAACCAUGUGAAGAUGAAAAACUUGUACAUGUACAACCUUUCACUUCAAAUAAACCAAAGAAGGGUACCAAUACCAAUACCAAUCCCAAUCCCAAUCCCACCAUGGACAAUAAAAGACAAGUGUCUUGUUUAGAACCAGAAGCAGAACCAGAUUUUCAGAAUAAUGUAGAAGAAGAAGAAGUUGUAGUUAGUGAAGCAGAAGCAGAAGCGGAUUUGUUAUCUUUUAAUGAUCAGAGGCUGAGGGAUCCAGAAGUUGUUACACAUACAAGCUAUAUACAGAAUGUCCCUCAAUCAUCCCAUUUGAAUCAGAAUUCUUAUUCUCCAUUUGGGAGUCAAAACCUUGAUAGAGGAGGUUCCCUUUUGAAUACCAUAAAUAUGCCAGUAGCCAAUGGGCAUUCUUCCAAUGGAGAUGUCAAUUCCUUUUUUGAAGGGUCUAAUGGGCAUUCUUACAUUAAUAAGCAAAUUGGAAUAUUUGAUGAUACUACAGCAAAGAGGGACCACCAUAUUAGUAAUAAUAAUAAUAAUAAUAAUAAUGGUUCAAUAGAUUUAGGAGAAAACAGUAUAAUAUCUAAUAUUCUGUCAAUGGACUUUGACCCUUGGGACGAGUCAUUAACUUCACCUCAGAACUUGGCUAAAUUAUUAGGCAACAACAGUGAUAAACAAGAAAGAUCUGGCUCUUCAAGAAAAACACAAAAUUGCAAUCAGUCAAGGUUCUCAUUUGCAAGAGAGGAGGAUCAAGGAUCCAAUUUCAAUUUUACACAAAGUUUUAAUGAUUUUGGUCAAAAUCUCAAUCAUCAGAACAUGAACAUGAAGCGUGAUUUUGUCAGCAACACAGAUGAGAAUGGUUUCUCUGCUUUUAAUUUUGAGGAAUCUGACAAUCGUAGUGCUGGCAAUUAUUCUUCCAAUAAGAUUUCAGUUUCAAGAUCUCAAAUCUCUGCACCUCCUGGAUUUAUGGGGCCCAGCAGAGCACCACCUCCAGGGUUCACCUUUAAUGAGAGGAUAGAACAGACAUAUGAUAACUUAUCUGGGAAUCAUAUGUUUGAGAGUAGUUCUAUAAUUAGAAAAAUGCAUCAGCAUCAAGCAGCAGCGGCUCCUGUAUAUAACGGUGGUGAGCUUGAGUUGAUGGAUCCUGCAAUUUUAGCUAUUGGUGGUAGUAGAGUUGACAUGAUGAGAUCAUCAUCAAACUUCCCUUCACAACAUGCUGUUGCUUCUUAUGAAAACGAUAACAGGCUUAGACUUUUAAUGCAAAGAUCUUCUUUCACACACCAAACUCAAAACCAAAACCAAAACCAAAACCAAAACCAAAACCAGAGAUUUAGUGAGCUAGGCCUAGGCCUAGGGGGAGAUGGUUAUGGAGUUCCUUCAAGAAUUCUAGAACAGAACAAUAACCGAUCCAGUUAUCAGCAGGGUGGAUUCCAACAGCCGAGGAUGUCUAAUGGGCAUUGGGAUGGAUGGAAUGAAGUUGGGAAUGGGAAUGGGAAUGGGAAUGAUAUUGCAAUGGCGGAGCUUCUGAGGAAUGAGAGAUUGGGAUUCAACAAGUAUUAUUCUUCUGGUUAUGGUUAUGAAGAUACAAAGUUCCGGAUGCCAAGGCUUCCAGAAACCAGCAGGGUUAUAGCAAGUAAUGAGAAUGAGAGGAGGAGGACCCUGUUCCAGAAGAAGAAGAACAAGUCUCAAGUGGAGAGAGGAUAUGGAUAUGGUGUGUUGUACAUAAUAAGCAUCAACCAACUAAGCCCAGCGGAAAAAUAAACCCAAUUUCUUUUUUGUUUUCACGUGGCAAACUCUCAGUAGACUUGUCAAGAGCUACUGUUCACAGAGAGUAAUCACUGGCACUGCUAUCUACAUUUUUUAAGCUGGCUUAAAAAUUUUCUAUGUUGUAAGAACGAAAAGCGUUGUAUUGAUUUCUCAAGUAGCUGGGGAAAAAGUGUGAGAUGAUAUAUAGUUUAAAUUCGUAAAUUUUUUGAAUAUACUAAUCAAUAUUCUUUUGUUCCUCAUUUUCUAUUAACCAUCC